Molecule: messenger RNA, 1360 nt
Organism: Podarcis raffonei (Aeolian wall lizard)
Lineage: Eukaryota; Metazoa; Chordata; Lepidosauria; Squamata; Lacertidae
Gene: TBX10
Product: T-box transcription factor 10
Exons: 6
Coding region: 29-1066 (345 amino acids)
Biological process (GO): regulation of transcription by RNA polymerase II; cell fate specification; positive regulation of DNA-templated transcription
Cellular component (GO): nucleus
Molecular function (GO): DNA-binding transcription factor activity, RNA polymerase II-specific; RNA polymerase II cis-regulatory region sequence-specific DNA binding
Source: RefSeq, a predicted model, not a curated record
CAGCAGUAGCCAAUGUGAUGUUCUCCAGAUGUUGCCAGUCUCCAACAUCACUGACCGCUGGCUAUUCUGGCUGGGGCUGAGGAGAGUCCAACAGCAUCUAGAAGACACACAGUUGGCUACCCUUGCCCUACCCUGGGUAAGAUGGAGGUUAGUGGGCAGUGGGAAAGCAGAAUCACCUGGCAAACUCCUUUCUACCUGUGGCAGGAGGAUGUUCCCCACCUUCCAGGUGAAGAUAUCCGGCAUGGAUCCCUUGGCUGAUUAUGUGCUGCUCAUGGACUUUGUGCCUUUGGACGACAAGAGAUACCGAUACGCGUUCCACAGCUCCGCUUGGCUGGUAGCUGGCAAGGCAGAUCCUGCUACACCUGGCCGGGUUCACUUCCACCCUGACUCCCCUGCCAAGGGAGGCCAGUGGAUGAGGCAAAUUGUCUCCUUUGACAAGCUGAAGCUCACCAACAACCUGAUGGAUGACAAUGGCCAUAUCAUCCUGAACUCCAUGCACAGGUACCAACCACGCUUCCAUGUGGUGGUGGUAGAUCCACGGCCAGAUAGCGAGCGCUACGCCCAGGAGAAUUUCAAGUCCUUCAUCUUCACGGAGACUCAGUUCAUGGCAGUGACAGCCUAUCAGAACCACCGGAUCACACAGCUGAAAAUUGCUAGCAACCCCUUCGCAAAAGGGUUCCGGGAGUGUGAGCCAGAUGACUGGCCCGGCUCACCAGGACAACUAUUAGGCUGCUUAUCUCGAAAUGGAGGUGCGGCUCCCUUAGCCCAGCUUCAAGAAACCACAGAAAAGGGGUUUGCCAGCAAUCAUCACCUCCCUCCAUCCCUCUUCAGAGAAGCCUCCCAGCUGCAGCACCCACCCCUGGUCACACCCGCCACCCUCCCAGAUAUGUGCCUUGCUCGACGACCCUUGAGUGAAGCAUCAGGGGCCCUGCCCUACAAGCACCUCUCCUAUCACAGCAUCUACGUGGGAGCCCGCUCCCGGGCAACGCCCUACGCCCUCCCCAGCAGCCGGGCCACCAGCUUCCACGCUUUCAACAUCUACACUGCCGGGGACUAUGAACAGUGAAGGAAGAGAGAUCCGGCGGACAGAUCAGGCAGUUCCCUCCUCUCUCCCCCCAACCUACCCCAAGGCUGAACCUAUCUUCCAGGGACUCGCCUCAGGGCCACCUUCUCCUCAUGCGGCAUCCAUCGCUGCAUGGCCUGCUAAGGAGGUCUAGUCCAUUCCUCUGUUAACUUCCAGGGCACUUUGUGGAUGGUACCUUCAAGCCCUGGUACCCUUCCCUCUUCCCCACCCGAGGCAAACGUAAUUUCUAACUUAUUGUCCCCUAGUAUAUGGACAAUUAAACAGUUAAUAGAGGCU